CAACAAUGCCUUAUCAUGCAAGUAUUGGAACCUGCAACACUCCGCUCCACCGCGAGAGGACGCUGUGGUUUCCCGUCGACAGAAGUUACCGUAAUUAUCCAAGUACAACGGCUCUAAACGAAAACUGAAACUAAGAUAGAUAGAUUUUGUUCAGAUGGUUGGUGGUCAUUUAAUUUAAUCUAGCAGUUCACCUAUUAAGUAUAAACGGCAAAGAUUGAAUCCGAAUAUAUAUGAGAUUUGUUGGUAAUGGAGAUUCAUGUAAUGACAAAAGUUAUUCGGUGUCCGUAUUUGCUAGUUUACGGUAACGAGCGGAGCUCCUCGCGUUCGGCCUUCCCUCAUCACUGCAGCCCCUUACGAUUCAUUCAGCCAAAUACAGACAGCAGCAGACAGGCUAGUAAACGGACACUCUUCCGAGCCGGGUAAUCAAGAGGCUGGGUGUGCACACUCAAAGAAGCAAGUGUCCCACUUAGAGACUGAACCAGUGAGCUCAUCAUGGCGGAUGUUGGAGAUGUUUUGAUGUCGGUUUUGUCAACAAUUCGCGUUCCAAAGCCCGGGGACCGUGUCCACAAAGACGAAUGCGCCCUGUCAUUUUCCUCGCCGGAGAGUGAAGGAGGCCUGUAUGUGUGCAUGAACAGUUUCCUGGGGUUUGGUGGUCAGUAUGUGGAUAGGCACCAUGCUCGGUCUGGUCAGAGAGCUUACUUGCAGAUCACCCGGAUUCGUAAGGCAAAGAAGGAAGAUGAUAACAACUCAGGCUCUGGACACCCACCUAAGAAAAAGCCCACCAGACUGGCCAUAGGGAUUGAAGGGGGUUUUGAUGUGGAGCAGGAGCAAUAUGAGGAGGAUGUGAAGGUGGUCAUUUUGCCUGACAGACAGGAGGUGACUUCAGAGGACCUUGCCACAAUGCCUGAUGUUGUGAGAGAGCGGGUGUCUCUGUCGAUGGCGGGUAUCAUGGCAGCCGACUCAGUGUCUCACACUUUACAAGUUCAGCAAUGGGACGGAGAGGUGAGACAGGAGUCGAGGCAUGCUGCUGACCUCAAACAGCUCGACAAUGGAGUCAAGAUCCCUCCCAGCGGCUGGCGGUGUGAGGUGUGCGAUCUUCAGGAAAACAUCUGGAUGAACCUGACUGAUGGCAAAGUGCUGUGUGGUCGUCGGUAUUUUGAUGGCUCAGGGGGCAACAACCACGCCCUGCUCCACUUCCAGGAGACAGGAUACCCACUCGCUGUCAAACUCGGCACCAUCACUCCUGAUGGCGCCGAUGUGUACUCCUAUGAUGAGGAUGACAUGGUGCUGGAUUCCAAGUUACCAGAGCACCUGUCUCAUUUUGGCAUUGACAUGAUGACCAUGGAGAAAACCGAGCGGACAAUGACGGAGCUGGAAAUUGCUGUCAACCAGCGUGUAGGGGAGUGGGAGGUGAUUCAGGAGUCAGGCACCACCCUGCGGCCCUUAUUUGGCCCUGGCCUGACUGGUAUGAAGAACCUGGGAAACAGCUGCUACCUCAAUUCUGUCAUGCAAGUGCUCUUCACCGUUCCAGACUUCCAGAGCAAAUAUGUGUCUAACAUCGACAAGAUCAUUGAUGAAGCACCAAGUGACCCAACCCAGGAUUUCAAAACUCAAGUAGCCAAGCUGGGUUAUGGUUUGCUGUCGGGAGAGUAUUCUAAACCAGCCCCAGACCCUGGAGAUGAAAAUGGUGCAUCCGAACCCAGGGGAGACCAAAUCGGAAUAGCACCACAAAUGUUCAAAGCACUUGUGGGGCGGGGCCACCCAGAGUUCUCCACCAAUCGACAACAGGAUGCUCAGGAGUUUUUAUUGCACUUCAUAAACAUGGUGGAGAGGAACUGUCGCUCUGGACCAAACCCGUCUGAAGCCUUCAGAUUCCUUGUGGAGGACAGGAUUGUGUGUCAGCAAUCACAAAAGGCCAAGUACACACAGCGGGUGGAUUACAUAGUGCAGCUGCCCGUGCCCAUGGACCAGGCCACCAACACGGAGGAGCUUCAUGAGGCCGAACGCCGUCGCGACGAGGGGGACUCAUCAGCACCUACAGUGCGUGCACAGAUCCCCUUCACGGCCUGCAUGGCAGCCCUCAGUGAACCCGAGGUCCUGACAGACUUCUGGAGCUCGGCCGUUCAAGCCAAGACUACUGCUACCAAAACAACCCGCUUUGCCUCUUUCCCCGACCACCUGGUGAUCCAAAUUAAGAAGUUCACCUUUGGCCUUGACUGGGUGCCCAAGAAACUGGAUGUGAGCAUCGAUGUUCCCGACACUCUGGAUCUGAGUGCGCUGCGUGCCAGCGGACAGCAGCCGGGGGAGGAGCUCCUGCCCGAGGUGGCCCCGCCCCCACUCAUGACCCCAGAUGUGGAGGUUAAAGCUCCAGUCCUGGAUGACUCCACUGUGUCCCAGUUGUGUGAAAUGGGCUUUCCACUGGAGGCUUGCAGGAAAGCGGUGUACUACACAGGGAACACUGGGAUCGAUGCUGCCAUGAACUGGAUCAUGAGCCACAUGGAUGACCCAGACUUUUCGGCCCCCCUGGUGUUGCCAGGCUGCAGCUCCGGACCCGGAACCACACCCACCGAGAGCCUGUCUGAGGAGCACCUGGCAACAAUCGUCUCCAUGGGCUUCAGUCGAGACCAAGCAACCAAAGCACUGCGAGCAACGAGUAACGUCCUUGACCGUGCGGUGGACUGGAUCUUCUCUCACCUGGACGACCUGGAGUCCAUGGAUGUUUCUGAAGGCGGUCGCUCGGCUGCAGAGAGCGAGGGCGGCAGGGAUCCACCACCUGGGCCUCGUGUCAGAGAUGGACCAGGCAAGUACGAGCUGUUUGCAUUCAUCAGUCACAUGGGGACGAGCACCAUGUGUGGCCACUACGUCUGCCACAUCAAGAAGGACCAGCAGUGGGUCAUCUUCAACGAUCAGAAGGUGUGUGCUUCGGAGAAGCCUCCCAAAGACCUGGGCUACCUUUACUUCUAUCGCAGAGUUGCAGAAUGAGACAAAGGAACGUUUCACAUGAAGAGAAGACGAAGACGAGUGGAUGCUAACAAUUACACAUCAGCAAGCUCUUACAAAUGUCCCGGCACGCUUCACAACUGACAAACGUGUAAAUACAUCUCUCAGACUGCAUAUAAACACAGUUAGAUAGCAGAUGUACAGAUAUGGUGUUCUAGGGGUACAGUUUCUUUUCAUCCACUGUCGGGCCUGUUCAAAGAGCGGGUUCAGGUUGUUACCACGGCAACUUCGCUGAGUGAAACUGAGAACCACCUGAGACCUCUUUGAGCACGUGGGCCAGGGUUUACUCCGAGGAUGUUUUCAGAUAACUCAUCAAAACUGCUUUAGGGAACCCCCCCCCCCCAAAAAAAAGUAAGGACUUUGACUGCUGAGUCCACUCAACCGUCACCAUUAAUCCCGACUAUUGA
This is a messenger RNA of Menidia menidia (Atlantic silverside), 3407 nucleotides long. Lineage: Eukaryota; Metazoa; Chordata; Actinopteri; Atheriniformes; Atherinopsidae. The record is from the annotation of a GenBank genome assembly.